AAAGCCGCCACGCCCAGCGGCACCCCUAUCUAGCGAUAAGCAACCUUCAACUUUGAAAGAAGCAUCUGGUUUGCGGAUACUGUCGGUUAUCCUUGGAAUUUAUCCAGUUUAGGAAAACAAGUGAGCAGCUAACCCUCCACGGCCGGCUCACGACACCGGGAGAAAGUGGGUAAAAGAUAGUCGCGGCCACACAUCGUUUGGGGGCUGCGCGAAGCAGAACUAGGAAGCUUUGCUCGGGUCUGGACUUCGUCCCUCCCAGAUCUCUGAGCGAGCAAGCACUGCAGCCCGAGCCAAUUGCGAAAGACCAACAAAGCCCAGCCCAGCGGAAGGAACGGUUUCGGAGUUGUUUUUCUUUGAUAGGGGAGCUCUUCCUUGCUCUCGCCCCUACUCUUUCUGGUGUUAGAUCGAGCAACCCUCUAAAAGCAGUUUAGAGUGGUUGGAAAAGACACACCAAACGCUCCCAGCAACAAAAAGGAUGAAAUUCCUUCUGGACCUCCUCCUGCUUCUCCCCUUACUCAUCGUCUGCUGCCUAGAGUCCUUCGUGAAGCUUUUUAUUCCUAAGAGGAGAAAAUCAGUCGCCGGUGAAAUCGUGCUGAUUACAGGAGCUGGGCAUGGAAUUGGGAGACUGACUGCCUAUGAAUUUGCUAAACUUAAAAGCAAGCUGGUUCUCUGGGAUAUAAAUAAGCAUGGACUGGAGGAAACAGCUGCCAAAUGCAAGGGACUGGGUGCCAAGGUUUAUACCUUUGUGGUAGACUGCAGCAACCGAGAAGAUAUUUACAGCUCGGCAAAGAAGGUGAAGGCAGAAAUUGGAGAUGUUAGUAUUUUAGUAAAUAAUGCUGGUGUAGUCUAUACAUCAGAUUUAUUUGCUACACAAGAUGCUCAGAUUGAAAAGACUUUUGAAGUUAAUAUACUUGCACAUUUUUGGACUACAAAGGCAUUUCUUCCUGCAAUGAUGAAGAAUAACCAUGGCCAUGUUGUCACUGUGGCUUCGGCAGCUGGACAUAUUUCGGUCCCCUUCUUACUGGCUUACUGUUCAAGCAAGUUUGCUGCUGUUGGAUAUCAUAAAGCUUUGACAGAUGAACUGGCUGCCUUGCAAAUAACUGGAGUCAAAACAACAUGUCUCUGUCCUAAUUUUGUAAACACUGGCUUCAUCAAAAAUCCAAGUACAAGUUUAGGACCCGCUCUGGAACCUGAGGAAGUAGUAAACAGGCUGAUGAAUGGGAUUCUGACUGAGCAGAAAAUGAUUUUUAUUCCAUCUUCUGUAGCUUUCUUAACAACAUUGGAAAGGAUCCUUCCGGAGCGCUUCCUGGCAGUUUUAAAAAGAAAAAUCAAUAUUAAGUUUGAUGCAGUUAUUGGAUAUAAAAUGAAAGCACAAUAAGUGCCUAGUUUUCCGAAAACUGAUUUACCAAGUUUAGGUUGAUUCAUCUAAUAGUGUCAGAAUUUUAAUGUUUGAACUUUUGUUUUUUCUAAUUAUCCCCAUUUCUCCAAUAUCACCUUUGAGGCUUUGGCAGUCUUCAUUUACUACCACUUGUUCUUUAGCUAAAAGCUGAUUACAUAUGAUGUAAACCGAGAAAUACCUUUAGAGGUGACUUUAAGGAAAAUGAAGAAAAAGAACCUAAAUGACUUUAUUAAAAUAAUUUCUAAGAUUAUUUGUGGCUCACCUGAAGGCUUUGCAAAAUUUCUACCGUAACUUUAUUUAACAUAUAUUUUUAUUUUUGAUCGCACUUAAAUUUUGUGUGAUUUGUGUUUCUUUUUCUGUUCUACAUAAAAUCAGAAAAUUCAAGCUCUCUAAAUAUAAUGAAGGACUAUAUCUUGUGGUAUUUCACAAUGAAUAUCAUGAGCUCUCAAUGGGUAGGUUUCAUCCUACCCAUUACCACUCUGUUUCCUGAGAGAUACCUCACAGUCCAAUGCCAGACAUUUCUGCACAGGGAAGCUAGAGGUGGAUACACAUGUUGCAAGUAUAAAAGCAUCAUUGGGAUUUAAGGAGAAUUGAGAGAAUGUAUCCACAAAUGGCAGCAAUAAUAAAUAGAUCACACUUAAA
Messenger RNA from Chlorocebus sabaeus (green monkey), 2041 nucleotides. It is a transcript of the gene HSD17B11, whose product is annotated as hydroxysteroid 17-beta dehydrogenase 11. Gene Ontology annotation, cellular component: lipid droplet. Gene Ontology annotation, molecular function: steroid dehydrogenase activity; oxidoreductase activity, acting on the CH-OH group of donors, NAD or NADP as acceptor. The record is from RefSeq and is a predicted model, not a curated record. Lineage: Eukaryota; Metazoa; Chordata; Mammalia; Primates; Cercopithecidae.